UUGGCAAGGAAGAAGAGGAAGGAUGACUUAGCUUACACAUCUCUUCAUCGGCGGAAAAAAGAAGAAGCAAUUUUUCAUCUUUGGCUCUCUUUUGGGUUUUCCUUUUAGCUGAGCGCCAACGUUCGCGUGACGAUACAUCAUCAGCUUUUGCCCACUGAAGCAUGUUUUCGGCUUCUCUCUCGGUGUUACGCUUGGCAUCUUUUUUCUCCCAUCUUUUUUCCUUCACACCCUCUUUGUAAUUCUUCUUCGCUCUGGAAAGAAACAACUUCCGCAGUGGUGGAACGAUAGGAGAAUCUGAUUUGGUUUCCUUGGUCAAUCUCAAGUUCGGAUUUUUAUUUACUUCCUGGGUUUGACUGAGAGGUUGGAGGGUUCAGAGAAGUCAUCUACAACGAAAUACGAGAAGGUGGGAUUGAUUGGUCAGAAGGGUAUGGCUUUUUGCCCAAUCUUUUGUUGUGGAAAGGGUUCGGAUCGCAAAGCACGAGGGAAGGCACAACCAACAUGGCGAGUCUUUUCCUUAAAGGAGCUACACUCAGCUACAAAUAAUUUCAAUUAUGAUAAUAAACUUGGAGAAGGGGGAUUUGGCAGUGUUUACUGGGGCCAGCUUUGGGAUGGAUCACAAAUUGCAGUGAAAAGAUUGAAAGUUUGGAGCAACAAAGCAGAUAUGGAAUUUGCUGUUGAAGUUGAGAUAUUGGCAAGAGUUCGACACAAGAAUCUUCUUAGUCUGCGGGGCUAUUGUGCUGAAGGACAGGAACGAUUAAUUGUAUAUGACUAUAUGCCAAAUUUGAGCUUACUCUCUCAUCUUCAUGGACAACACUCAGCAGAAUGCCUUCUGAGUUGGAGCAGACGGAUGAGUAUUGCAAUUGGAUCAGCAGAGGGAAUUGCAUAUCUCCACCACCAAGCAACUCCACACAUCAUCCACAGAGAUAUUAAAGCAAGCAAUGUGCUCUUGGAUGCAGAUUUCCAGGCUCAGGUUGCAGAUUUUGGUUUUGCUAAAUUGAUCCCUGAGGGGGCAACACAUGUGACUACAAGAGUUAAGGGUACCCUUGGUUAUCUUGCACCUGAGUAUGCUAUGUUAGGUAAAGCAUCCGAGAGUUGUGAUGUCUACAGUUUUGGAAUUCUCUUGCUGGAACUUGCAACUGGCAGGAAACCAAUUGAAAAACUGAGUGCGACAGUGAAGCGCUCGAUAACCGAAUGGGCAUUACCGUUGGUUUUGGAGAAGAAAUUUAGUGAAAUUGUGGAUUCAAGACUAAAUGGUGACUAUCUGGAGGAAGAGCUUAAAAGGGUUGUUUAUGCUGCACUUGUUUGUGCUCAGAAUCAGCCUGAGAAGAGACCCAACAUGCUGGAGGUGGUAGAGCUAUUGAAGGGAGAAUCUAAAGUUAAGUUUUCUCAGCUAGAGGAUCAUGAACUUUUCAGAAGCCCUCAACCUGCUGAUUCCAACGACGAUAGGAUACAAGCUGCUGAAGAUAGUUCUGACUUCAUAUCAGCAGAAAAUGAAUCAAAACCUGAGUUGAAGGAGAACCCUGAGCCAUAAAUUAUGCAGUAUUCUGAAAGUGGUAUAAGUGCAGGUUGUGAAGCUUCCACUAAUUGCUGUUUAUUAUAGUUGCAAGGCUAGUACCAUUUAUAUUGGGUGCCAUGGACAUUUCUUCUUUAGAGCAACUGAUGUUUGUGCAGUUUUUUUCCUUCCUUUUUUGGUUAUCAGUUUUCGGGUUUUACUUGCCGUGCUAUUUCAUUUAAUUUGGACAUAGUCAUCUGAGAAAUUGUUACAUGCACUUCAAAAGGUCAAUAGUUUGUAAAUCUGCAUUGCAUCUUGUUUAUGUACAUCAUGCUGUGCCUUUCAAGGCUUCAUGUACGAGAUGGAAACUUUGUAUAGCAAGUUGUUUGUU
Molecule: messenger RNA, 1883 nt
Organism: Neltuma alba
Lineage: Eukaryota; Viridiplantae; Streptophyta; Magnoliopsida; Fabales; Fabaceae
Product: PTI1-like tyrosine-protein kinase At3g15890
Exons: 4
Coding region: 428-1531 (367 amino acids)
Biological process (GO): protein phosphorylation
Molecular function (GO): ATP binding; protein kinase activity
Source: RefSeq, a predicted model, not a curated record